AUGGUGGGGUCUGGGAUCUCAGCUUUGGGCCUUCUCCUGCUGAUGCAGGGCUCAGUAGAUGCGAAUGGAAUCCAGGGAUUUUUCUACCCAUGGAGUUGUGAGGGAGAUGUGUGGGACCGAGAGAGCUGUGGGGGUCAGGCAGCAAUCGAGAAUCCCAACCUCUGCCUACGCCUGCGAUGCUGCUACCGGGAUGGUGUAUGCUAUCAUCAACGGCCAGAUGAAAAUAUGCGGAGGAAGCAUAUGUGGGCACUGGGCUGGACCUGUGGCAGCCUACUCUUCCUGAUCACCAGUAUCUCUCUCUUCUGGUGGGCCAGGCGCCGAGACAUGCUGCAUGUACCACGCUUUCUACGAGGGAAAUGUAGUAGACUGGCAGGGUCAGUCUCCCUACUGUCUAAGGACCGACGAACGGCCAACAAGAAGCCAACCCCAGAUGCCACCACUACCCAAGUGUACUCAGCGCCACAAUCCUCAGGAGGCGCUGAAGUAGAAGCUGCAGCUACAGUUUCCGGGGAGGAAACAGAGGGAGCUGAAGAAUAGGGUAACC
Molecule: messenger RNA, 544 nt
Organism: Rattus rattus (black rat)
Lineage: Eukaryota; Metazoa; Chordata; Mammalia; Rodentia; Muridae
Gene: Tmem190
Product: transmembrane protein 190
Exons: 5
Coding region: 1-537 (178 amino acids)
Biological process (GO): hematopoietic progenitor cell differentiation
Cellular component (GO): inner acrosomal membrane
Source: RefSeq, a predicted model, not a curated record